Molecule: messenger RNA, 1755 nt
Organism: Hypoxylon fragiforme
Lineage: Eukaryota; Fungi; Ascomycota; Sordariomycetes; Xylariales; Hypoxylaceae
Exons: 2
Coding region: 1-1755 (584 amino acids)
Biological process (GO): box C/D snoRNP assembly
Cellular component (GO): nucleus
Molecular function (GO): RNA binding; metal ion binding
Source: RefSeq, a predicted model, not a curated record
AUGUCCAACUAUCCUUACGCCCCCCCUCCGCCAGCCCCUUCCGCCGCAUCCCCGAGCCCAUAUCCUCCUUAUAGUCAAGGCCCAGGAUAUGCUCAUCCACCACCACGCGGUGGUCACGCUGCGGCGGCGGGUGGCGGCAGAAGCCAUGGUCACCAUCAGGGACCUGCCCGAACUGAAUAUGGCUCACCAUACUACCAGCACCAAGACUACAACUCGCCUAGUGGUGGCCAUUACAGUUCUUCGCAGCCACCAACCGCUUAUUGGCAGGGAGCUCCGCCUGUGAGCCAUGGUCACCCCAGCAGCUCCUCGCUCCCAACCAGUUAUGCUCCUCCCAAUUAUGCCCCACAGACGUUUAAUGCACAGCCAGCCCAGCCCUACCCACCACCAUACCCUAGUCCGGCAUCUCGUCCUCCUUACGGAGCUGCAUAUGGUCAAGCGCCCAGUGAGUAUGCUCAACCUCCUCAGCAAUGGGGUGAGCAAAGUCAAGCAUACCCGCCCUAUUCAAGUCGCGGCGGACGUGGUGGCGGCUACCCGAGUGAUCGAGGUGGUCCUCUACGUAACCCAUAUCCUCCUGCGCAUCAUCAGCCAGCUCCUCUUCAACAGCCACCAUAUGGCUACCCCCCUUCUACUGCUCCGUCAUAUCCCGGCCUUCCCCAGACUCACUACGGAUCAAACAGUAAGGGACAUGGUCGUGGUGGUUACCCUCAUUCGAAUAGAGGAGCUCAUGCGAUUAACAAUGACCGUGGCGAGAAGUUUCGUCAUAGAGAUCAGAAACCGCACCAGUCAUUGAACCAUCAGAAGUCUGAUCCCGCUGCCGCAAAGAAGAAGAAGCGUAAGACAAACACACUCGGACUAACUCCAGGAGAAGACGAUUCCGACGAUGGUGUGGAUGAGGAGAAGCGCCUAGAGGAGUUGCUUGGCGCAGAUGUUCCGGGUAUUCCCGAUGGCGACCUGGCAAAGUGGAUAGCAGCACGCAAAGCCAACUACCCUACCAAGGCUCGCGUGGCGCAGAAAAAGGAAGCAGCGUUGGUAUCGAAGCCGGUCGCUGAGGUCCAGGACAGCAAGGAAACUGUCACCGUUGAAGUUGAUCCGGUCGAGAAAGAAGCCGAUCGUUUGCGUAAGCGAUUGGCCAAGCUUGACCGUAAGAUUGAAAAACGCAAGCGGGCCCCUAAUGACGAAGGAGACGAAAUGCGAUCCGAGUCCUCGGAUGACGAAUCAGAUGACGAGAAGCCUGAAUCCUUGCCGACUGACAAGUCAGCCACGGGCUUCCUGCCUCCUCCACCCAUCACACGAGCCGACCCCUCGAACCACUGCAAAUACUAUUCUACGGGAGGUAUAUGUGGUAAGAAGGGCAAGUGCCGUUUUGUGCACGACCCAGCUGUUCGGGAGGCUGCGCUUCAGGAGCGAACGAUGAAUGGAGGGCGCAUGACACUUAAGCAACGUCUUCUGCUAAAUGACAAGGACCAAGAGGAUAAAGAAGUGAUCAAGACGAUCGUGGAAUUGCGCUCGAGCGGACGCCUACACGAUCCUCAGAAUCCACAAGUCCACGCUGAUCGUGAAGCUCAAGAAAAAGCCGCCGCCGUGGCUUCCGUAUCUUCCGUGUCUUCGCUCCCUACUACGGGUGGGGAGGCUAACCUCCCUCCCAAUCCCUAUGCGCAUCUCAAGAACGCUGACGCAGCUGCACGGUACCGCAAGCCCAAGAAGUUCAAUGAUUGGGCGCCCGUUAAACACCCAGCGUGGAAUCCUCCUAGCUAA